Aureobasidium melanogenum CBS 110374 is the source of this 522-nucleotide messenger RNA. RefSeq lists its product as uncharacterized. NCBI's taxonomy places the organism in Eukaryota, Fungi, Ascomycota, Dothideomycetes, Dothideales, Saccotheciaceae. The coding region runs from base 1 to 522 and encodes 173 amino acids. The transcript has a single exon. The record is from RefSeq and is a predicted model, not a curated record.
AUGGGUCAUCGCCUAAGCAAAGUAGCGCGAAAGAAUCGAACGAAAUGCCAGUUUUGCUCUUCCGGACGCCCACCAUCAUACAAAGAUAUUGAACAUUCUGAGAAGGCUCCUGUCGAAAAAUACGACAAGACCUCGAUCAAACAAAACGAAAAGCCUUCCGUCAAACAAAUUACGUACCAAGAAGGCAUCUUUGAACAUCACCCAGACGCACACCUUCUCUUCGGUUCAACAAUGCGCAAGAUGAAACUCGCUACCGACGAUCUCGAAAUCGCACGCCGUCUUAUCACUGGUCUAGAAAAUAGAGAUGUCAAAACCCUGUAUGACGCGCUUGAAGAUGCGCAUUUCAUUCAAGGAACAGAAAACAUCACGGCUAUUGAGGUUGACAUGGAAUCCAGGGAAAGCAAAGAGGAUCUUGAACUCCUUGUUUCUAUUGAGUUUGAUUAUGACUCAGACAAACGCAAGGAGAUAAUCCUGACGCGAUAUGGGCAUGAUACUAUUGCAAGUACUCGUGGGAGCUAUUAG